AUGAACGUCAGAGAUAACCACAUCACGGUCAUCGUCCUCGAUACGGACGUGAUCCGCGCGACGUUCGGACUGGCAGAGUACCUCACUCGACCUUCUUUGACUUUGAAGGCAUGCUAUGCUAUUCCUAAGACAGAUGGGUCGAGUGGGGAUGUGGGUGAGACUGCACGGUCAGGGUGGAUGGUAGGCGACGAAGUGGAGACGGCCAGGAAAGAGGGUAAGGAGGUGGAGGUGCGGUGGCCUUUUAGGAGCAGUAAAGCUGUGGAUGAUUGGGAGGGGCGAGAGUAUAUCCUCAACCACGUCCUCACUCGCCUAGGCAUCAAAAUCGCUUCCAACACCUCCCCCCUUCUCCUCGUUCCUCCACCUUCACCCUCCGGCCUCCCCCUCUCCCUCCAAGCACAAUACACCCAACUGGCCUUCGAAUCCCUGAACGUUCCAGGCCUCUCCAUUCUCCCUUCACCCCUCGCCGCCCUCUUCGCGCUGAACAGCACCACCGGUAUCACCCUUCACGUCGGCCAAGAGUCCUGCCAAGUCGUGGUCAUUACGGACAGUGUGGUGCGGUGGGAAACGGCCACUACUGUCGACGUGGGAAUGGCAGACUGUGAGCGGUGGUUGGAGGGGCUGUUGAUGGAAGAUGAAGGCCUCGAUGGUCAAUUACGGGAUCUAGCGGGUGAAGGGAGGGAAGAGACGGAGGUGUGGCGGAAUGGGAAGCGGAAGCGGGAGCUGGUGAGAGAGGUGGUGGGUGUUGUGUUUGGGGAGUGUGGGGGAGAUGAUGUGGACAUUGAGCCGAUGGGAGGAGGUCAGGCUAUCGCUGCCGUCGUAGCGGAAGAUGAUGAGUCGUUUGACGUGGCGAAAAAACUUAUCGGCGAGACCCAAGCUCAAGCUGCCGCGUCCCACAAGUCCAAGAAACAAAUAGCGGCCCAGCAAGCCGCCGCGACCAAAGCCGCCGCGGAUGCAGCUACAAAAGCCGUCGCUGUCGCCGCUGCGGACAUCAUCACCUUCUCUAUCCCCUCUUAUCCAGACAAAGAGGUCAAUCUCGGCCCGGUGAGGCAUCGGCUCGCGGAGCCGCUCUUCAAGGGUGUGGGAGGUGGGGAUACCGUCUGGGAAGGGAUGGGGAGGGCGGUGGAGAGUGAAGGAUUGAGUACGGGGGAGAGAGUCGCGGUCUGGGAGGCGGUGGGUGUUACGGGAGAGAUUGCGAGGUUCAAGUCGUUCGCACCUGCCCUCCUGACGUAUCUCGCCCCCCUCCUCCUCUCUUCGCCUGAUAUCCCGUCAGAUCUGCAACCUGCCAAAGCCCGACUUUUGUCGAUCCCGGAAUACUUUACGAACUUCAAGGGGGUGACGAAUGACGAGGCGCCGUUCCUCGGAGCGUGUAUGGUGGCCAAGGUGGCGUUCACAGAGUAUGCGGGCAAGCACUACGUGACCAAGGUGGACUAUAAUGCGAAGGGACCGGCGGCGAUCUAUGCUGUAUCGGGGGAGAGUUGA
Dioszegia hungarica is the source of this 1479-nucleotide messenger RNA. RefSeq names its product putative RNA polymerase II transcription factor. Bases 1 to 1479 code for a protein of 492 amino acids. The record is from RefSeq and is a predicted model, not a curated record. The transcript has 6 exons. Lineage: Eukaryota; Fungi; Basidiomycota; Tremellomycetes; Tremellales; Bulleribasidiaceae.